Molecule: messenger RNA, 1665 nt
Organism: Penicillium nucicola
Lineage: Eukaryota; Fungi; Ascomycota; Eurotiomycetes; Eurotiales; Aspergillaceae
Product: putative MFS transporter
Exons: 2
Coding region: 1-1665 (554 amino acids)
Biological process (GO): transmembrane transport
Molecular function (GO): transmembrane transporter activity
Source: RefSeq, a predicted model, not a curated record
AUGGCUUCGUCACCGGCAUUGUUUACUGCCUCGCGCAGCCAAACGCUAACCUAUCUAUUGGCGGUGUGCCCCUUCUCCAUCGCCUUUUUAGUGUUCAUCAAUUCGUCCAUCUCCUUCGUGGUGACGGAUUUGAUUGGACUCCACGAUGGAGAGGGCGAUGCUGUGGGAACUCUGGGCUUCGCAGAUGAGCUCCUCGCUCUAGCAGCUUGCCCACUUUGGGGUGUUCUCUCAGACCGCAUUGGAGUUCGGCAUGUAUGUACUGCGGGCUAUGCCAUCGUAGCCCUUGCUCUAGUUCUCUUUGUGCAGGCCACAAAUAUCUACCCUCAGCUUCUACUGGGGAGGUUGCUUUUCAGCGUUGGUGGCUCCGCUGUCUCGACUAUGGUCACAGCGGUCUUGCCAACUGUCACUGGUAAACCUCUCAGCGCUCAGGCAUACCGUGUAUCUGUGUCCUCGGAGCUGACCAUCACACCGGAGCGUGCCCGGAAUGGUUACAAUCCGAGGGAUACCGGUAGUUCCGGUGCAUCACCGUCCGCUCGACUUUCAGGCUUUGUUGGGAUGUGUGCUGGCUGUGGCGCUCUGGUGGCACUGGCCGUUUUUCUUCCGCUCCCAGCACGAUUUGAGAAGGGAGGGUUGACACCUGCUCAGGCGAUCCAACGCAGCUAUUACCUGGUUGCUGUUAUUUCCUUGGUUAUUAGUCUUGCGUGCUUUCUCGGACUGCGCGAUCUCCCAGGCGACGAGGGCAAAGGCUGGAGUGCACUCUGGAAAUCAGAUUCAGGUUGUGAUGAAGAUGACGAGGACUCCGAUAUUCCAAGGCUGCCAUACUGGAAGCAACUAACAACCGCCCUCUUUCUGGGCUUUCAAAAUCGUGAAAUUGGCCUAGGCUAUAUCGGAGGCUUUGUAGCCCGAGCCUCUUCUGUGGGAAUCUCGCUCUUUAUCCCACUGGCUGUCAAUCACUAUUAUCGGGCAUCGGGCCUUUGUGACGAUGGACAACCCGUCCAUGGAACUGGAUUGGGUGAUAUCAAGAAAUCCUGCCCGCGCGCGUAUAUCGUUGCCUCCAUCCUAACCGGUGUAUCCCAAUUGGUUGCUUUGAUUUCGGCCCCAGCAUUCGGGUAUCUGACGGACAAAUCGCGUCGGUACAACUUCCCACUCCUCUUUGCCGCCUUUGUGGGAAUCAUUGGGUACUUGGUAUUUGCCAAGCUUCCAAGCCCUCUGUUCAAAGGACCGGAUGGUAGUUCAGGGGUAUUUGUUGUGAUGGCCUUAAUGGGGGUCAGCCAGAUUGGAGCCAUCGUUUGCAGUUUGGCAGUUCUCAGCAACGGUAUCCUGCGCGUCAGUCACGAUGACGAAACCUUGAGAAAAAUAUGUGAUCAGCAACGCGCCGCGGCGCGCCAUGACGCCGAGCCUGGUGAGGGUCAGCCUCUUCUGGGCGGAACCGUCAACCACCGACUAGAGCGUCUGUCGCACUUGAAAGGAUCCAUCGCUGGCGUGUACUCGCUGUAUGGCGGGGCUGGAAUCCUCCUGCUCACCAAAGUGGGUGGACUCUUAUUUGACGUGUUGUCAUCAGGCACACCAUUCUAUAUUAUGGCCGGCUUCAAUGGCGUGCUGCUUUCCACGGGUCUUAUCUGUGGAGGACUUAAUCACUUUGGGGCGCUUAAAAGGAGUCAAUGA